UUUAAGCCUUCCAUUCUGCUGAGUGAGUACAUUUGGCCUGGUCCCAACAUGAGACUCAGAGUAUCAUUUUUCCAAAAGACAGGAUCCAGAAAGAAACCCCGCCCCUUCACACCCACUACUAAUUAUCAUACGACAAAAUCAAGCUGUUGCAUCACUGGCCCAUCACUUGCGAACCUCUGCUUCUCGCUGCUCUCAUUCCUGCAGAGGAUGAGUUUGGAACACAUGGAGAAUCUGCCUUUGCACCACGCAGCCCCUGCAGGAGCGCAGAGGCCGGGCUGGAGGCCGUGGGUCUUCUCGGUAGUCAUUGUGCUACUGGUUGGCUUCUCCAGUACAGUCAUCUUCUGCCUUCUCCCAUUCAAGACUGCCGGCAAGCCUUGUGUCGCUAAGUUUGGACCAUUACCUUCAAAAUGGCAAAUGGUAUCUCUCGAGCCCUCCUGCGUGAAGCAGGUAGCUGACUGGAAGCUGCAGGUACUUCAGGGCGGCGUGUACUCAAUUUAUGGCCAGGUGGCUCCCAACACCACCUACAAAGAAGCAGCUCCUUUCGACGUGAGGCUCCGCAAAAACAAAGACAUUAUACAAAAUGUAAAAAAUAAUGCUAUGAUCCAAAGUGUAGGAGGGAUUUAUGAGUUGCAUGAAGGAGAUACCAUAGACUUGAUCUUCAACGUUGAAUACCAGGUUCUAAAGAAUAACACGUACUGGGGGAUCUUACUGCUAGCCAACCCCCAAUUCAUCGCCUAGAGUCCUGAUGUGGUCUCCUCAUCCUCUUUAGCAUGUGCCAAGAUGCUGGUGGGUGUGUUGGAGGACACAGGUUUUCAAUGUCUACAGAUUGGGUGCACAUAUCAACAUCCCAACAAACAGAACUCCUCUGCCUAUGGAUUCUCACCUCUCAUGCUUAUCUGAAAGAGACUCAGAGGAAGGGCCAAGGGUAUUUGGUUACCCCUGGCAUUGGCUUGGCAAAGACACUAUUAAUCCAUGGUAAAAUGAAUAUGGGUGGCCACAGGGGAGAAGCUCCUUGAAGAGUCUGUCUAAUCUUUGAAUCCCUGGGUGGAAGAAUGAGGUCUUGUUCUCAUGGGAGUCUCACUUAGUCUGCUAAAAGGAUCUAGCACUGCAGCCUGGUCUUUUUCUCAUAUUCUUGAGCUGUUUCACUUUAUUUUUCCCAUACUCCAAUCCUCUGAGACCCUCCUAAAUAAAAAGUGGUCAGACUGGUGGGGUGGCCAACAGCACCCACUUCAGAUGUGGUGAUAUUAGAGGACAGAGAACACUCUAGAGAACUAGUGGAACAGAGGCACAGGUGGCAUGGAAUGGAAUGCACUUUAUUCGGGAAGUUCCUUUGAUUUCAUCGUCCUCAGGAUGCAGGGUGCUUUAUAGAGCCAGCAGGUCGAGGGGGUCACUCUGUGCCUUCACACAGGGCUUCGUGAAACCUUGUUUGUAUGUGCAUCUAAACACUGUCAACGGGAAAGACAGACCAAACAUUGGUAAUCACUAGGUCUCGCCCCGGAAAUUGGGACUACCAGUUCUGUAUGAUGUCGUGGAAGAAUUUCACGUAUUUAGCUGGCUCUCUACGGUUUAUAAGGUGCUUUCGCAUAUCACAGGGAAACUCUAUAAAUUUAAUGGGACAGGUAUUUUUGGGCACUGUUUUAACAAUGAGUAUACAAAGGCAGAUGACUCGUCCCAAUCCACAGAACUAGUGAUUAACGGGGCCAGCGGGCUUCCCACCGUAUCACUGUCUCAGCGUUAGAGUUGGCACUCCUGCCAUCACGUUAUGAGCCAAUAGAGUUUAACAGGUUCAGCUUUCAGGAGGUAUUACUCCCUUUCGGCCCAAGGUGGGUAGGGGGAAGCCUCAACCGAUCUCUCCUUUCUUGGCAAACUUUUUUUCCCUUCCCUGCCUGGAGCAGGGAGCACUGGGGUGUUGCUCAGGGAGGACCCCAACCAAAUCCCCGUCCUCGUUUUGAAGAGCCUGCCUCGAUCAAACGGUUACAAAGUCGAUGCAAUGGCACCCUGCCUGAGUCUGGGACUCUGUUAAAUUAAUAAGCUCCUUGUGGGCUCUUGUUGAAAGCUACAUAACGUGAUCGCAUGUUAACUGAAUCUAAAAUAUUUAUGGAUGUGUGUAAAAAGCUACAUUACGUUAAGUAAUAGCAUCACACACAAAGCUAAUUUAAAUAUAUUUGUAUUACGUGUAACAGAAAUUGCUCUGAGAGCAGGGUGAGCCUGAGGCCAGGAGGUUUCUUAGGAAGCAGUUUUCUCAACAUCCUCUGAGGAGCAAGAGGGCAGAAGGCUCCUGCGCCUUGUUCCUCUUGCACUUACGUACCUUCUCAGGAAAUUUAAGUUAUAUCACAUAUUUAUGGAAACUCGGUAGAAUUGAUCUUUGUUAAAUUAUAAGCAGCAGUGUGCUGGGAUGGGCUGCCACUAAUUUGUGGGAACCGAUUGUUACAUUUUUAGAAGUAUUUUUUCAAUCUGGUUAUUAGUAAAUACUGCCAUCCUUGAAGCUGGCCAUGGUGGGGCUAUCUGUAACCCUGGUCAUUGGCAAGCAUGACCAAUCAGGGCUUGGUUUAGUUUGGUUUUGAGAACUCAUUCACCCUGGCACAGCGUUUGUCAGACUCGCCUUCUUAAUGAAGUUCCAUUUGCAGCAAAAGCCUCACAUGAUAGUAAUUUCUCAGGGAAAACAGAGGUCUCAUCAGCAGCAACCAGAGAUACGGCUACCCACAGAUGACCUUCAGAUGUCCCUGGCGUUGUGAUUUCAGCCUUUGUUUUCAAUGCAUACUCUGCUUCCUUGUUUCCUCAAGUCGUUUCUUACUUCGAAACCUGUAAUAAAAUAUGUCUUGGAAAGUGGA
Phyllostomus discolor (pale spear-nosed bat) is the source of this 2831-nucleotide messenger RNA. RefSeq names its product TNF superfamily member 18 (gene TNFSF18). The transcript has 3 exons. The record is from RefSeq and is a predicted model, not a curated record. Gene Ontology annotation, biological process: T cell proliferation involved in immune response; tumor necrosis factor-mediated signaling pathway. NCBI's taxonomy places the organism in Eukaryota, Metazoa, Chordata, Mammalia, Chiroptera, Phyllostomidae. Gene Ontology annotation, molecular function: tumor necrosis factor receptor superfamily binding. Bases 49 to 738 code for a protein of 229 amino acids.